AAACCCUUCACGUCUCACAUUUCUGGUUUUCUUUUUCUUUUUUUUUUCAGUCCACAGCGCCUUUCUUUCUUUCUUUCUUUCUCUGCUUCUACUAAGCUACUGCUACUACUGCUACUACUACUACCACCAAAAGUACUUAUAUCACACAACACUUACAAACACUAUGACCAAAGCCGUCGGUAUUGAUUUGGGCACAACCUACAGCUGCGUAGGCGUAUGGCAGAACGACCGCGUUGAGAUUAUUGCCAACGACCAAGGUAACCGCACCACUCCCUCGUAUGUCGCCUUCACUGACAGCGAGCGUCUCAUUGGUGAUGCCGCAAAGAACCAAGUUGCUAUGAACCCACACAACACCGUGUUUGACGCCAAGCGUCUCAUCGGUCGUCGUUUUGCUGACCAAGAAGUCCAAUCUGACAUGAAGCACUGGCCCUUCAAGAUCAUUGAUAAGGGAGGCAAGCCCGUGAUCGAAGUCGAACACAAGGGUGAAAAGAAGGAAUUCACACCCGAGGAAAUCUCGUCCAUGGUCUUGAUCAAAAUGCGCGAGACCUCCGAAGGCUACUUGGGUAGCAAGGUUGAGAGUGCCGUCAUCACAGUACCUGCUUACUUCAACGACUCGCAGCGCCAGGCUACCAAGGACUCUGGCUCCAUCGCCGGCUUGAAUGUGCUGCGUAUCAUCAACGAGCCCACCGCUGCUGCCAUUGCCUACGGUCUUGACAAGCAAACCAAGGGUGAACACAACGUGCUCAUCUUUGACUUGGGUGGUGGUACCUUUGAUGUCUCCCUGCUUACCAUCGAAGAAGGCAUCUUUGAAGUCAAGGCCACGGCAGGCGAUACACAUUUGGGUGGCGAAGACUUUGACAACCGUUUGGUCAACCACUUCAUCCAAGAAUUCAAACGCAAGUUCAAGAAGGAUAUUUCCGGCAACGCACGUGCCGUCCGUCGUCUCCGCACUGCUUGUGAGCGCGCAAAGCGCACCCUCUCGUCCUCUGCCCAGACCUCGAUUGAAAUCGACUCUCUCUUUGAGGGCGUUGACUUUUACACGUCGCUCACGCGUGCCCGCUUUGAGGAAUUGAACCAGGACUUGUUCCGUCAGACCAUGGAGCCUGUCGAGAAGGUCCUGCGCGACUCAAAGAUCGACAAGGGUUCUGUCCACGAAAUUGUCUUGGUCGGAGGUUCCACCCGUAUCCCCAAGAUCCAAAAGAUGGUUUCAGAUUUCUUCAACGGCAAGGAGCCCUGCAAGUCCAUCAACCCUGACGAAGCCGUUGCGUACGGUGCCGCAGUCCAGGCUGCCAUUCUCACCGGCGAUACCUCCGAAAAGACCGACUCCUUGCUUUUGCUCGAUGUCUCACCGUUGUCUCUCGGUAUCGAGACCGCUGGCGGUGUCAUGACCGCCUUGAUCAAGCGCAACACCACCGUCCCCACCAAGAAGUCAGAAAUUUUCUCAACCUAUGCCGACAACCAGCCUGGCGUGUUGAUCCAAGUCUACGAGGGUGAACGUGCCCGUACCAAGGACAACAACUUGCUCGGCAAGUUCGAACUCACCGGCAUCCCGCCUGCUCCUCGUGGUGUGCCCCAGAUUGAGGUCACCUUUGAUGUCGAUGCCAACGGUAUCUUGAACGUCUCGGCUGUCGACAAGACCACCGGCAAGUCUAACAAGAUUACCAUCACCAACGACAAGGGUCGUCUGUCCAAGGAAGACAUUGAGCGCAUGGUUGCCGAUGCCGAAAAGUACAAGGCCGAAGAUGAGGCUGCUGCUUCCCGUAUCCAGGCCAAGAACGGCUUGGAAUCCUACGCCUACAACUUGCGCAACACCCUCAGUGAAGAGAACGUCGCUAGCAAGCUCGAGGCGGACGACAAAGAGAAACUCGACAAGGCCAUCACAGAAGCCAUCGAGUGGCUCGACAACUCUCAAGAAGCUAGCAAGGAGGAAUACGAGAGCAAACAAAAGGAAUUGGAAGACACUGCCAACCCAAUCAUGCAAAAGCUCUAUGCCCAAGCUGGUGGUGCUGGUGGUAUGCCUGGUGCCGGCGGCAUGCCAGGUGGUGCUCCAGGCGGUGCUCCAGGCGGUGCUCCAGGUGGCGGUGGCGACAACGGCCCAACUGUCGAGGAAGUCGACUAA
This is a messenger RNA of Zychaea mexicana, 2119 nucleotides long. RefSeq names its product hsp71-like protein. Gene Ontology annotation, molecular function: ATP hydrolysis activity; ATP binding; misfolded protein binding. Gene Ontology annotation, cellular component: cytoplasm; plasma membrane; cytosol. NCBI's taxonomy places the organism in Eukaryota, Fungi, Mucoromycota, Mucoromycetes, Mucorales, Lichtheimiaceae. Gene Ontology annotation, biological process: vesicle-mediated transport; protein refolding; cellular response to unfolded protein. The coding region runs from base 164 to 2119 and encodes 651 amino acids. The record is from RefSeq and is a predicted model, not a curated record. The transcript has 3 exons.